ACCUGCAAUCGCCAUGCAAGGAUACGGUGCCUUUGCAAGGCAGGAAACAACAACCAUGGCAGACGGAAACAAGAGCAAGAGGGUAAAGGCAAGCAUCGCUGCUACUCUCUGCGGGGCUAUCCUUCUGGCUUGCAUUGUUGUCUUCACCACGCAUCGCAACACUACCAUCUUGGAGAACGAUCUAUCCAAGUCUCUCAUGGAGGAGGGAAGUAUCAGCAUCAACCCCGAAUCAGACAAUCCUGCUGCAGACUUCUAUGCAAACUCAGAGAGUGCUGGGUCAGAUGAAGACGUUGAAGAUGCUGGACCUGGGAAUCACCUUGGGGGAUGGACUCAUCCAGAGCUUUUGGACCCACCUUCCCCAGAGCAGCUGCAGAGCUUUGUUGACCCGAAGCAGAAGCAGCCGUUGGUUCUCCGUCCUGAAGACUAUAUGAGAAAUCCUGGCUCGGCCUUCACCUUGGAUCAUGACAUCGAGGAGGUGAAGAAAAUCCAGCAGAAUCUUCAGAAGACCCACGAGGAGGCUCAAGCAGCCAAGUCAACAUAUGAGAAGGAGGAGCAGAAAAGCGCUGCUUUGCGCAAGGAAUACGUUGAUUACGUCAACAAAGUGAAGCAAAUGGAGAUGAUGCGUCGGCAAGCCAUGGUCAGUGGGGCGUACCCCUCAGGACAAGGAAUGAUGGGCCGUGGCAAGAACAUGAUGUGGGGUGCUUACGCUCAAGCCCCUCAGCACAAGAACUCGAAGGCCGGAACAGACCAGUUUAUCAUCGACAGCGAGCAAAUGGAAGAUCCUGCUAAGGAAUUCCGUGCGAACUUUUACGACAAACAGGUUGGCGAGCGAAGGCCUUACUUGGCAAACAUCGAUAGGGCCGUCCGCAAGCAGGCCAUGUCCUCUUAUCCGGCAUCCAACGGCAUGCGAGUGGCUCAGGCUCAAUCUCUCCGUCAGUUCUCUCCCCAAGUCGCAAGCCCCCGAAGCCAAAUGGCCCACAUCGGAGAAUCAAGACAAAUUCGCGAAGGUCGCGAGCUUUCGAAGAUGAGACGUGACAUGGCUCGCUUGAACCUUGCCCGCGAGCACCUCGAGCAAGUUCAGCGCAGAGAUUCUCCUUUCCGGGAUGUUGCCUUCAGGGAGGGAUGCCCCGCAGGAACUCCAGGGUGUGAGAUGGUCCAGAGACAGAUGGUCCAGCCCUCGGGCAGCAGGCUUCAGCAGGAGCUUCGAAGGGAGAUGCAGAUGAAGACUCUUGGAGACAGCCUGGUUCCUGUUGAGGAGGCCGAAAACCAGAAGCCCAGGUUCUUGGGGGAUGGGUUGUACUAAAGUAGCAGUGAAUUCUUUUGGACAAUGAACAUUUCAUCGAGU
Molecule: messenger RNA, 1345 nt
Organism: Guillardia theta CCMP2712
Lineage: Eukaryota; Cryptophyceae; Pyrenomonadales; Geminigeraceae
Exons: 14
Source: RefSeq, a predicted model, not a curated record